This is a messenger RNA of Arabidopsis thaliana (thale cress), 1437 nucleotides long. Its product is annotated as F-box/RNI-like superfamily protein. The transcript is spliced from 3 exons. NCBI's taxonomy places the organism in Eukaryota, Viridiplantae, Streptophyta, Magnoliopsida, Brassicales, Brassicaceae. The record is from RefSeq and is marked reviewed. The coding region runs from base 1 to 1359 and encodes 452 amino acids.
AUGGAUACAGGAGGAGAUGAGAAACGUGCAAGAAGAAGCGAAGAGGAUAGGCUGAGCAACUUACCAGAAUCCUUAAUAUGUCAGAUAAUGUUGAAUAUCCCCACGAAGGAUGUGGUUAAGAGUAGUGUCUUAUCCAAAAGAUGGAGAAAUCUCUGGAGAUAUGUACCUGGUUUGAACGUGGAGUACAAUCAAUUUCUAGACUAUAAUGCUUUCGUGAGUUUUGUUGAUAGGUUUCUGGCUUUAGACAGAGAGUCUUGCUUCCAAAGUUUUAGGUUAAGGUACGAUUGUGAUGAAGAAGAGCGCACUAUUUCUAAUGUCAAGCGGUGGAUCAACAUUGUCGUCGACCAAAAACUUAAAGUUCUCGACGUUUUGGACUACACUUGGGGGAAUGAGGAAGUCCAGAUACCUCCAUCCGUUUACACAUGCGAGAGCUUGGUGUCUUUAAAGCUCUGUAAUGUGAUCUUGCCUAAUCCUAAGGUUAUAUCUUUGCCUUUGGUCAAAGUUAUUGAGCUUGAUAUAGUUAAGUUUUCCAAUGCUUUGGUUUUGGAAAAGAUCAUCUCAAGCUGUUCAGCUCUUGAAAGCUUGAUUAUAAGCAGGAGUUCCGUUGAUGAUAUAAAUGUUUUACGUGUUAGUUCUCGGUCUCUACUGAGCUUCAAACAUAUUGGCAACUGUUCUGACGGUUGGGAUGAAUUAGAAGUUGCAAUUGAUGCUCCUAAGCUUGAGUAUCUGAACAUCAGUGAUCAUUCAACUGCAAAAUUCAAAAUGAAGAAUUCGGGUUCUCUUGUGGAGGCGAAGAUCAAUAUUAUAUUUAAUAUGGAAGAGCUACCGCAUCCAAAUGAUCGGCCAAAGAGAAAAAUGAUUCAAGAUUUUCUCGCCGAGAUCUCUAGUGUCAAAAAAUUGUUCAUCUCUUCGCAUACUCUUGAGGUUAUACAUGAUUUGGGGUGUGAACUACCCUUAUUUCGUAACCUAUCCUCCUUGCACAUAGACUUCGAAGACCACACCUUGAAAAUGUUGUCCACCUUUCUCCAGAGCUGCCCAAAUGUUAAAUCUCUUGUCGUGGAAUUUAAGGAUUCCUCAAAAGAGGACGGAGAUAGAGUUUUAUCCAUACCUCGGUGUUUCUUCACAACUCUCGAGUAUGUUAAGAUAGAGAGGCCAAUCACAGGAGAGGCAAGGGGAAUGAAAGUAGUUAGUUACAUUUUGGAGAAUUCACCAAUCCUCAAGAAACUGAAUCUGUGCUUGAAUAGUUCCAGAGAGAAAUCAGAAUCUGUCAUUCUCAAAGAACUCCUUACAAUUCCAAGACUCUCUACCUCAUGCAAAGUUGUUGUUUUUGAACCUCGUAGUUGUUGGGUACUUGGUUGAUGUUAAGUAUAUGUUUUCUUCAUCGUUUGUGAUGAUUUUCAUGUUUCGUAUCUUGGAAGACAAUCAUGUGUUUGUUGG